UUGGGACUCACACCCAAAUAUCUCUUUGAGUCACAAGUUUGUUUUGUGUUUUCAGCAUGGCUCUUAAGUUGUUUGUGUGUAUUCAUUUGCUCCUGUUCAUUUUCAUGGCCGUUGUAUGUAAUGCUGAGUAUUCAGGAAAGCUUCUGGGCCAAGUCAAUGUAAUCAACAGUGAUGGCCCUUAUUUGGGCCUGGUUGUUCCCAACACUUUUGAAAUGGACCCCCUACUAGACCCCUCAAAUUUUAUAGUCAAUGAAAACGUCUCCUAUAUAGAUCUUUCUGGAAGGAGAUUCCAUGUGGGAGCUAUUGCAAAUCAGAAGGUCAUUGUGGUCAUGACAGGGCUGGCAAUGAUGAAUGCAGCAAUAACUACCCAGCUUCUCUUGAGUUUCUUCAAGAUAAAAGGAGUUGUGCACUAUGGAAUUGCUGGAAAUGGAAACUCUGACUACCAUAUUGGUGAUGUUAUCAUUCCCCGGCAGUGGGCUCAUACUGGCCUAUGGAAUUGGCAGAGAUAUGGACAAGGACCAGACGAUGAACUUGCCUUGGAAGACAAUGGGGACUACACUCGUGAUAUUGGGUAUAUUCAUUUUGCUAACUACAGUACAGAAGAAGGCGUUGACAAUCUUUUAAAUAAUGUUUGGUACAACCCAGACGAGAUUUUCCCUGAGAGUGGCACUCCAGAAGUUAGACAGCAUGUAUUUUGGGUCAAUGUAUCCGAAACUUAUUAUAACCUUGCUGAGCAGCUAGAGAAUAUAACACUAGAGUCCUGCACCAACUCUACAACCUGCUUGUCAACCACACCGAAGAUUGUGAAAGUGGAGAGGGGAUGCAGUGCCAACAUCUAUGUGGAUAAUGCUGCUUACAGAAACUUUCUUCAUGACAAAUUCAAUUGCACUCCCAUUGAUAUGGAGAGCGCAGCAGUAGCAUUGGUUAGCCUGAGUAUGGGGAAGCCAUUCAUAAUAAUCAGAGCCCUCUCUGAUUUGGCAGGUGGAUCGAGUGCAGAAAAUGAAGCUACUAUUUUCCUCAACUUGGCAAGCAAAAAUGCUGUGAUUGUUGUCACUGAAUUCUUUAGUCUGCUUUCAUCCUUGCUGAUAAACCUACAAAUGGUUUAGGAGUAAAUGAUAUGUGAUUCGAUGCUGAUUCACAAGCUACUUAAAUAAGAGGUUAUAAUAUGUGAUAGCUACAAGGACCAUCUAGCUUUGGUAUCUACAAAAACUUAGAUUACUAAAUUGAUGUAGAUACUUUUCUAAGUAUUGAAUGAUAAUAAUUAUUAGAAGUAUGACGUUUUUAUCCAAAUUUCAAAGACAUAGACUGCCUAAAAUGAU
This is a messenger RNA of Cryptomeria japonica (Japanese cedar), 1319 nucleotides long. RefSeq names its product bark storage protein A. Bases 57 to 1106 code for a protein of 349 amino acids. Gene Ontology annotation, molecular function: catalytic activity. NCBI's taxonomy places the organism in Eukaryota, Viridiplantae, Streptophyta, Pinopsida, Cupressales, Cupressaceae. Gene Ontology annotation, biological process: nucleoside metabolic process. The record is from RefSeq and is a predicted model, not a curated record. The transcript has 6 exons.